Sitodiplosis mosellana (orange wheat blossom midge) is the source of this 556-nucleotide messenger RNA. RefSeq lists its product as uncharacterized. The coding region runs from base 62 to 469 and encodes 135 amino acids. NCBI's taxonomy places the organism in Eukaryota, Metazoa, Arthropoda, Insecta, Diptera, Cecidomyiidae. The record is from RefSeq and is a predicted model, not a curated record. The transcript has a single exon.
AGGCAUCAAAUCAUCCGUAGCAUUCGUUGAAAGUGUUACCAGUUAUUCGAAUCAAUCCAAAAUGAAUACUUUGUUGUGUGCAACCGUAGUUAUUGCUGUCUUUGGCGCAAUCGCUUCAGCUUAUCCAUCGUUUGACGAAGUGGAGGACGCAUCUUGGAAUCGCAUUCCGAAAACUUUUGUUACGAGCUCAGACAUGGAAAUUGAAAAUCAAGACGAAGUAAAGCCAUUGGAACACGACCGCAGUCGUCGAUCACCGGGAGACGAUCGAACGAAAAUCUAUGCCGAAGGCAGUCACGAUCGCAGAGGAGGCAGCAAUAUCUAUGUGCAAGGACAGCAUCGCGUGUGGCAGAGCCAAGACAAGAAGAAUGAAAUUCACGCCAACGGACAGUUUGGCCAGCACUUUGGUGGACCAGGUGGUCGGUCACCACCAAGCUAUGGCGGUGGCUUGACAUACAGUCGUCGGUUUUAGAGAAACUGGAUAGAGCUUGAAGUUGGGAAAACAAAAUUAUAGAAAGAUAAAAGAAAAAUUGAGCUUUCACCUAAUUGAUUUUGUUUU